This is a messenger RNA of Talaromyces amestolkiae, 969 nucleotides long. RefSeq lists its product as uncharacterized. The record is from RefSeq and is a predicted model, not a curated record. Bases 1 to 969 code for a protein of 322 amino acids. The transcript has 2 exons. Lineage: Eukaryota; Fungi; Ascomycota; Eurotiomycetes; Eurotiales; Trichocomaceae.
AUGCUCUUCUACGCCCAUUUCCACCACCCUAGCCUCAGUCGAGAUGACUUGAUCCUUACCGGGAAGAAAGCUCAAAGAGCUAUCAAAAAAGUCCAACGCGACCUCCGAACCAAAUUCGAGAAUGGGGAACCAUUCUUCUCUAAAGACGCAAUCCGAGAUGUCCGCGACCAACUGCGCCAAUCCACCGAGACAGGUCACAAAAUCACCGUCAGGGGACUGAACAACAUGCCGAUAGACUUCAUUUUAGCAACGGGUGAUAUCUGUCCACGCAUCGUCGAUGAUAGUAGCGACGACGACGACAAUGAGGACGACGAGAACAGCGAGAACGGCGAUGUAAAACAUAUUUUGACAAACCCAUGCAUCCGCUACCGAACCCUACAAGCGCUUCUAGACUAUCCCAAGCCCCUGAUCGACAUGCAUAGCGCCUAUUGCAACAUGCAAAUCGCACAUCACUCAGUCCUGAAGAACAAGUUUACCGGAAAGAUACUAGACGGAAGCGAUGCAAUCCCGCCAUCCAAGAAGUUUGCGAAAAGGUUCUUCGAAAAGAAUCUUCGCACCUGGAAGGAUGGACAGCAAUGCCAAUCUCUCCUAUCUAUCCUCAAAGCCAAACAGGACUAUUUCAAAAACGGAGGCGUCAGCAAUAUCAUCUCCUUUGGCAGCGGCACAUUCACCGCCAACGUCCGAAGCGACUGGAAGACCCAUUCAACGUUUCAACAUGCAUCGCUAUUGACCUUGCGCGACUUCCUACGGGAGGUCCUCGGUGAUACCAACGACACCAAAAUCCUAGCCCAAGAUCCGGCAUAUAUCCAGAGAGACAAGGAUAUUCUCACAGAGCAGGGAAUCACAAUCCUCGAAGAUCCAGACGGCUUUCUCGAACUCGACGACCGCUCAAUCGUGUUUUCAUGCGCGCCCACAGGCACCAAUCACGCAGAUUGUGACGGAUCUGUGUCGGCCAUUGAUGCUUGCUGA